Molecule: messenger RNA, 2970 nt
Organism: Nerophis lumbriciformis (worm pipefish)
Lineage: Eukaryota; Metazoa; Chordata; Actinopteri; Syngnathiformes; Syngnathidae
Source: RefSeq, a predicted model, not a curated record
AUGUACGAGGUGAUGUCCGGCGACACCCUGUCCUGGAAGGCGCCCAGCCCGAGACAGAGCUCCAGCGAGCGGGGAGCCGACUCGCGCUCUUCUUCGGCCGGCGACGGCGGACCUAUCAAGAUCCUCAAGGUGUGCUUCUGCACCAACAAUAAUCUGGGCAAGAACUUUAAGUUGGUCAAGUGUGACAGCUCCUGGCAAAUCAGGGCGAUUAUCCGCUCCAUCCUAAUCAGCGGUCGCCUGGGUCCCAACGUCGAGCACUCGGGAUGCUUCGGCCUCCUUCUCAAGCACCUCAAAUCCGACGAGCUCCAUUGGCUGCACCCCGAGCUGACCGUCGGGGAGGUGGAACAGCGCUACGAGAGCCACCACGUGGAGGCCGAGUGGAGGUAUGACCUGCGCAUCCGAUACAUCCCCGUCAAUUUCUUGGAGAAGUUCAAGGAUGACCGAUCCACGUUAGUGUACUUUUACCAACAGGUACGCAGUGAUUAUAUGCAGUAUCAUGCUAGCAAAGUUAGCGAAGGCAUGGCGUUACAGCUCGGUUGUUUGGAGCUCAGGAGGUUCUAUAAGGACAUGAACGCAAAAGGACUUGAGAAAAAGUCCAACUUUGAGCUACUCGAAAAAGAAGUCGGCUUGCAUCUUUUCUUCCCUCCAGAACUGAUUAACAGCAUGAAGUCCAAACAGCUGCGUAAGCUGAUCCAGCAAACGUUCCAGCAGUUCGCCACGCUCAAGGAGGACGACUGCAUGGUGAAAUUUUUCGAGACGCUCAAGGAAUUCGCCAGUUACGACGAGGAGGUUUUCCCCUGCGAGCUGGUGCAAGGUUGGAGUUUGGCCGUGGAGCUGGUUAUCGGCGGAAGAGGAAUCAGGCAGCGCACACAGAAAAAUGCAGCGCCGGUCUUUCUAGCAGACUUCAAGCAAAUCAAAAAAGUGCAAUGUUUGCCUCUGGGUGACGGCAAGGCUCUCAUAAAUCUGGACGUAGAAGGUGCCAGACAACGUCUGUCCAUUAACGUGGCCUCAGUGACGACGGCUGAGAACAUGAUGGAUCUUAUCGAUGGUUAUUGGCGCUUGGAGAACAACUCUGAUGAGUCUAUUAUCUACAGACAAAAUCAUGAUUCCAGCACACGAAGUUCCCUCCCCGAGAUUCCGACAGGAAGAGACACCAGCUCUCUCCGACACAGUAUGGGUUCUGAUAUCUAUUGUGAGAUUCUGGACGAAAGGCCCAGAUCAGUCGUCAAGUACGGCAUCGACCGCGGCGACAUCACGCUUGGGCGAAUCCUCGGCGAAGGCUUCUUCGGCGAAGUCUACGACGGUGUUUACGCCUCAACGAACGGUGAGCAGGUGAAAGUGGCCGUCAAGACGUGCAAGGACUGCUCGUCUGAUGUCAUGGAAAAGUUCAUGAGCGAAGCGGUAAUCAUGAAGAACCUGGAGCACCCUCACAUCGUCAAGCUCAUCGGAAUCAUCGAGGAAAACCCUGUUUGGAUCGUCAUGGAGCUUUACGAGUACGGAGAGCUCGGCAACUACCUGACUCAGAACCAGAACAAGUUGACCAACAUGACUUUGGUGCUGUUCAGUCUGCAAAUCUGCAAAGCGCUCGUCUACUUGGAAGGCGUCAACAUGGUCCACAGAGAUAUCGCUGUCCGGAACGUGUUGGUGGCCAGUCCCGAGUGCGUCAAGCUGGGAGAUUUCGGACUUUCCAGGUACAUUGAGGAUGAAGAGUACUACAAAGCAUCUGUGACUCGAUUGCCCAUCAAAUGGAUGGCGCCGGAAUCCAUCAACUUCCGACGUUUCACCUCAGCUAGCGACGUCUGGAUGUUCGCCGUUUGCGUAUGGGAGAUCAUGAGCCGAGGCCAGCAGCCGUUCUUCUGGCUGGAGAACCGUGAUGUGAUCAACCAGCUGGAGCAAGGCAUCAGGCUGCCCAAGCCCGAUAACUGCCCGCCGGCACUCUACUCCCUCAUGACGCGAUGCUGGUCCUACGAUCCCAGAGAGAGGCCCAAUUUCACCGAGCUGGUGGUCAAGAUCAAUGACGUUCACAAAAUGGAGAAGGAACAAGAAGCGGAACGCGAGCGGGACCGAGCGCGCUCCACCAAAUACUUCGACACAAAGUUCAGCUUUUCCGAACCGCCCCCUAAGCCUUCAAGAAAGAAACCGGGCCGAUUUGGAAACACGCUAAGCAUCGGUUUGCACAUUCAGUUGAACGAAGCUUUGUGCGCUAGCUCACCGGACUUAGCUAGCCCGUGCGACUACCAAUCGCCCGUGGAUUCCGUAAACUCCAUGAAAACUCUACCGCUCCCCCUUAGGUCCCCACGGCGUCGCAGCAUGGGGGAGAACGAGUUCCCCAGAUCGGAGCCCAACAGCCGCGAGGACGCCCAGCGUCUAUGGCAGAUGGAGCGGCAGAAAAUGCACGACACGUUACGGCGCCAGAAGGCGCAGAUGGCGGCUGACGAAAAGUGGCUGGAGAAGGAGGAGCGACUCCUGGUGGGCAAAAAGCCGCCAGGCCCUGGCCCAACUAGCCCACCAGUGAAGCCUCCUCGACUCACAGCACAGCCGGCGCGCACGGCCGAGCUCGACCGUUCCGACGACCAAGUUUACAAGUGCGUGAUGAACGUGGUCAAAGUGGUAGUGAAGCUCAAGAAUGACAUCGUUGACAUUCCGCCUGAGCAGUACGUCACCGUCGUGCAGUCGGUGGGAAUGGCCUUGCGAGAUUUAAUACGCAGCGUGGACGACAUACUACCCACAUUGCACGAGUCUGUGCACACUGAGAUCGAAGGCACGCAGAAGCUGCUGAACAACGACAUGGCGGAGCUAAUCAGCAAGAUGCGUCUGGCGCAGCAGAACGCCAUCACGUCAUUGCGGGACGAAUGCCGCAAGCAGAUGCUGGCGGCCGCCCACAGCCUGGCCGUAGACAGCAAGAACAUGCUGGACGCCGUCGACCAGGCCCGCGUACGCGCCAACCUGGCCAAGCCCGUCCAGCCCUGA